Molecule: messenger RNA, 1479 nt
Organism: Perognathus longimembris pacificus (Pacific pocket mouse)
Lineage: Eukaryota; Metazoa; Chordata; Mammalia; Rodentia; Heteromyidae
Gene: Il1b
Product: interleukin 1 beta
Exons: 7
Coding region: 77-889 (270 amino acids)
Biological process (GO): cellular response to lipopolysaccharide; cytokine-mediated signaling pathway; positive regulation of immature T cell proliferation in thymus
Molecular function (GO): interleukin-1 receptor binding; cytokine activity
Source: RefSeq, a predicted model, not a curated record
UUGAGGUUUGGGGCAUAACAGGCCAAUCUGAGAUUCUCUGCUGCCAGUCUUCAUCACUCAAGUCUCCGAAGCAGCCAUGGCAGCAGUGCCUGAACUCACCAGUGGAAUGACGGCUUAUCACAGUGAUGAGAAUGACUUCUUUGAGGCUGAUGGGCCCAAGCAAGUGAAGGGUUCCUUCACAGUGCUGCCUCCCGACCUGGCCCUGUGCUCCCCACACGAGGGCAUCCAGCUCCAGUUCUCCCGUCAGUACUUCAACAAGAGCGUGCGGCAGGUGGUGUCGCUCAUCGUGGCCGUGGAGAAGCUGGGGCGCGAACCCGUUCCCUGCUCACGGCCCGGCCGGGAUAAUGACCUCAGAAGCUUCCUCUCCUUCAUCUUUGAAGAAGAACCCAUGAUCUUCGACGCUUGGGAUGAUGGUUCCUAUGUGCACGACGCCCCCGUGAGAUCCCUGAACUGCACGCUCCAGGAUGGACAGCAGAAACGCCUUGUGCUGUCUGAACCCUGUGAACUGAAAGCGCUCCACCUCCAGGAGCCCAAUCUGAGCCAGCAAGUGGUGUUCUCCAUGAGCUUCGUAGUGGGGGAAAGAAGCAAUGACAAAAUACCUGUGGCCUUGGGCCUCCGGGGGCAGAAUCUCUACCUGUCGUGCGUGCUGAAGGACCAGACGCCUACCCUGCAGCUGGAGAGUGUAGACCCCAAUGAAUACCCCAAGAGGAAGAUGGAAAGACGGUUUGUUUUCAACAAGAUAGAAAUCAAAAACAGGGUAGAGUUUGAAUCUGCUCAGUACCCCAACUGGUACAUCAGCACCUCUCAAGAAAAUCACCUGCCGGUCUUCCUGGGCAACAGCGGCGGCCAGGAUAUCACGGAUUUCACCAUGGAAUCUGUUUCUUCCUAAACAGAGCCAGACCCAGCAGAUCCACAUCAGGCUGAAUGUAUCAUGCACCUUGGGGCUGGUGGAAGGCAGACAGGAGGAUUCUGAGAGGCUGUAGGCUAAAUGUGAUUCCUGUCUCCACUGAUGCCCACGUGCUUCCGCGGGGCAUUCUAGGGAGCUCAGUUGCCACGAGCCAGACGUCAACUCUGUUCCCCCAGGGAAACCAUGAGACCUUUCGCUGAGCCCAGCCUCUCCCGUCUGUCCUGCUUCCUCAAAGCCAGCCUGACAGAAACUUUGGCAUAUCCUGUGUCAAGACACCUCUGUCUUUGCUUCUAGCUUCUGAUGAGCAACUCAUUUGCCAACUAUUUAUGUAUUUAUUAAUUGGUUGACUUAUUUAAUUCAGUGGGGAUAAGAGGCAGCAGUGCCUUCAAAAGAGCCUUGUUUCCAAUAUUUAUGAAAUAAGUUUAAUUUGGGCUGAUGUGCCGCCUACAUCGAGUCCUUUCCAGGAGGCUAAGAAAUAGAUAAGCUCAUCUUUUGUAUGUAGGGAUAUUUAUGAAUGGAGAAAUAUGAUCGCACUGUUUCAUUGGGUCUGAAAUAAAUUUCACUGAAUAAAA